This is a messenger RNA of Paramecium primaurelia, 513 nucleotides long. The record is from the annotation of a GenBank genome assembly. NCBI's taxonomy places the organism in Eukaryota, Ciliophora, Oligohymenophorea, Peniculida, Parameciidae.
AUGGCUAAGAACAGAAAGGUUUCUUUUUUUUAAAAGUACUUUUGUUGUGGAACACAGUCUGACAUCUAAGAACCAAAAACAGCACCAAACACAUAUAUAAUAACAACUACAUUUUGUGAAUAUUUGAAAUUGAAUAAGAAAGAUCCUUCAUUGUAUUCUCUAUAAUUAUUGGAUGGUUAUUAUCAAGACAAGGUAAAAAAGAUUAAAACAUCACAUCCUCUUAAUGAUUUGAUAUUUAGUGAAACAUUAACAUAAAAUACACAAUUGUCAUGUCCAAUAUGUUUUAAAUAUUUUAAUUGUAUAUCUAAUUUAUUAACAAUAUUAGACAUUCUAUCAUCAUGUUGUUGUGUUAAUUAGAUAUGUCAUAUAUGUGCCUUAGAGUUUUAAAAACCAAAGUGUCACUUUUGUUAAAAUGAGAUUUGUACAUAUAUUGAUGCUGAUUCAAAAACAUAAAAAAUAUACACAGAUUCAUAGGGAAUGUAAUUAUUAUCUUUAUAAUUAAAACAACAUUGA